Messenger RNA from Cuscuta epithymum, 763 nucleotides. The record is from the annotation of a GenBank genome assembly. NCBI's taxonomy places the organism in Eukaryota, Viridiplantae, Streptophyta, Magnoliopsida, Solanales, Convolvulaceae.
AACGGUCAUCCAUCAUCUUCAUCAGUCGCCCAACCUUCCUGCGAAGAUGAAUCAGGUGCUCUGAAACCUCGGAAACUCAACCACUACCAAAUCAAGGUUCACAAGCUUUUGGAGGACUUUUUAGAGAAGACGAUUGAUAUAGUGAGUGACACAACCGAUGUGACUCCUGAAGAUCCCAGUAGUUGCAGUGAAGGUGGAAUUAGGCUGUUUAAACAUGCACCUCCUGGGAUAGCUGUUGACAACACAGAUGAACUUUAUAAGAAUAGGAAAAAGCCUAGAAUUCUUCCUGGAACAGAACUUGAAGAGGGGUCGAAGGAGUUCAAAAGGCGGAUCAGGUCAGUUUCUGUUGCAGGAAUGGAUAUAAUAGCUGCAGCUAAAGAUGCAACUCAGAAAUCAAAGGCGAGAUUGGAAGCCAGAGAUGCAGCUACCAGAUCAUAUCUUCAAAGAGAGGAAGAACGCGUUGCAGAACUAAAGAAAAUAAGGGGGGAGAAAUGGCUGCCUUCUCUUGCUCCUAUAGACUUGCAGCAAAAACUCAAAGGGAAUUGUUGAUGCAGUGAUUAUGAUGUUACUCCUUCCAUCUACAUUUUGUAGCAUUUUUAGGCUAUAUUUGGCACAACGAGCUGAAACUGGAGACUCUGAAUUUAGAGCUGUUGUCCGAAUUAAAGACUAUUGUCUGAAACUGAAUUAUGAAGUGUUGAAUCUGAAUAGAAUAUACUCAUUUGUCAAAAAGAGCUGAUAUGGUGACUAGAAAAUACAAAAUUAC